Capronia epimyces CBS 606.96 is the source of this 3234-nucleotide messenger RNA. RefSeq lists its product as uncharacterized. Gene Ontology annotation, cellular component: mitochondrion. The record is from RefSeq and is a predicted model, not a curated record. Gene Ontology annotation, molecular function: 3'-tRNA processing endoribonuclease activity. Gene Ontology annotation, biological process: mitochondrial tRNA 3'-end processing. NCBI's taxonomy places the organism in Eukaryota, Fungi, Ascomycota, Eurotiomycetes, Chaetothyriales, Herpotrichiellaceae. The transcript has a single exon. The coding region runs from base 1 to 3234 and encodes 1077 amino acids.
AUGAUGCAGGAACAUCAAGAAGGUCUCAAGGGUGUCGGUGUACGGACCAUCUUCCACUUGCAAUUCAUUGCUACGCCGACUUCCGAUACGCCUGGUACGAGUUUGAUUCUUCACUUCGCCUCAAAACGAUAUAUUUUCGGAGAGAUCGCGGAAGGUACUCAGAGGGCAUGCAUACAACGUGGAAUUGGUCUUCGGAAAGUCCGAGGGCUGUUUCUAUCGGGAAAGACGACAUGGAGCAAUGGUGGUCUGAUUGGACUUAUUCUCAGUCUGGCUGAUAUUCAGCAGGGAGAGGUCGAAUACGACGAAGACGAAGGUGUCAAUAAGCGUCCGAGACUUCAUAUCCAUGCGGGCCCCAAGCAAAUGCAUUCAUUGGCUUGCGCUCGACGGUUCGUCUUCCGCACAGGGAUGCCUUUAUCGGUCCAUGAGGUUGAUGUCCAACACCACCGCCAUAACCCAAACCCCGACCCGAUCCAUAAAGACGAAAACAUUCGGGUGUGGGCACUCUGCCUCCAACCCACGAGUGACACUACCUCACCUUCCACUACUGCCAAAAAAGUAGAUCAGCCGGAUCUCGUUCCAGGACACAAUUCGGAAGUUAGCACGGUGAACGAUUCGCAAAUAGAGCGAGACCAAACACUGCGGAAAGAUGUGGUGAACAACAUGUUUGACUCAGAUUGGAGACGAGAUCAACUUGUUCAAUCCAAACUCAAAGACAUCAAAUUGCCCGCAGUGGUCUGGGUAAGGGAUGCAGAAACAAAGAAGUUGACCUCGUAUACUUGCUACGAUCUGAACAAUACUGCUCCAUUGACGCCAGACACCGAUGUUCUGGUUCGAAAUCCCUGGCCUGCUUCGACUGUCGAAGAGCUUCCUCCAGCAUCAGGCCUACCAGAAGGUGUGUCAAUGUCGUACAUUGUCAAGGGCUAUGCGCAGCGUGGAUCAUUCGACAUUGAGAAGGCAAAAAGCCUGGGAUUAAAACCGGGACCAAUUUUCCGCGACCUUGUCGCCGGCAAAUGCGUACAGACUGAAGAUGGAAGGACGAUCACACCCGAAAUGGUUAUGACACCGACUCGUCCCGGGAGGGGCUUUGCCAUCUUCGACGUCCCUUCGAUCGACCACCUCCAGGAUCUCGAACGCCAACUACACAAUGGAGGAGAUCGGCUUCUGGACGGCGUGCAGGCCGUGGUUUGGAUGACCCGGGGAGGCGUUUUAUACGAACCACAGUUCGAACAAAUCCUCCAAAGAUUCGGGGGGAUCAAACACAUUAUCUCUGAUCCGGAUGUUUGCCAUGACUAUGUUGUCCACGACUCGAGUGCGCUUUCUUCUCUCCGCCUAUCGAAUAUUGCUUCAGAGUUCUUCUCACUCCCUCGAUACGAUAAUCUGCACGGUUAUCGUCCCCAUAUUCCUCGGCCUCCGCAGCAUUUGCCGACAAUUUUCCAGCCAAAGGACAAUAAAGCUGAUAUCGUUCCCGCCAAGAGAGGCAUGAAAAUAAAUAUUGAACCCAACUUUCUGCUCGAUGAGAGUGAAAUUCCCAACAAUCAGGAUCUGAUGACACUAAACCUGCCUCUGGAACCAGCAGUGCAGGAAGCCUUACCAGCUGACAUGUCGCUGUAUCACAGACCAGACAGGGCAACAAUAUCAAGUUUAGAUCUGGCUGAACCCGAGAUAUUCACGCUAGGCACCGGAUCUGCGGCCCCGUCAAAAUACCGUAAUGUGUCUGCAGUCCUCCUCCGUAUGCCCGAUGGGGCGGGAAAUUAUCUCUUUGACUGCGGAGAAGGCACGCUGGGCCAGCUGAGACGAGUGUACCCAGCGGAACAGCUGGACGAUAUACUGUACAAUCUCAAAGGAAUAUGGAUUUCACAUCUUCACGCUGAUCAUCAUUUGGGGACUGUAACGGUCCUCAAGGCUGCUUAUGAAGCCCGUCAGAAGCUAUCUGAGCAUGGCAAACCACUACCAUCUCCCCCGUGCUUGAUAUCCGAAAUCAACAUGAUCGAUUAUUUGGCUGAGUAUCAGUCAGUGAUUGGUAUCUCAACAGAGUCACUGUGCACUCCUAUAGCCUGCGAUUGGCGUGAGGGGAUGUCGUUUCACGGGAAACCGUUUGACUUCGGUCAAACGGAUGUUCCCAUCAGGGAGCUUCAAACGGUCAAAGUGAAUCAUUGCCACGGAGCUCAAGCGGUAUCUGUUACUUUUCAGAACGGAUUCAAAUUCUCCUAUAGUGGCGACUGUAGACCUAACGAGCGGUUCUGCGAGAUCGGAGAGAAUUCCGACGUCUUGGUCCACGAAGCAACCUUUGAUGACGGUAUGGAAGGUGAUGCCAUGGCAAAGAAGCAUUGUACGACAGGCGAGGCUGUUGGUGUGGCUUUGAAAAUGAAGGCCAAGAAUCUGAUCCUAACGCAUUUCAGCCAGCGAUAUCAAAAACUCCCGGUCCUAAGCAGUGUUAAGAUGCCAGAACACCUCUCGGAAGAAGACUUAAUAGAUGAUGUCGACGCAGAAAUGACCAACCCGCAAGUCGGUAUGAAUACACAACGCGAAAACGACGAGCCUGCGGCUCCGUCGGCUUCGGCCUGGACCGAGCCUGAUUCGGCGCGUGAUCUCAACAUUGGGAUUGCUUUCGAUCUCAUGCGUGUCAGGGUGUCGCAGAUCAAAACGAUGAAGCCGCUCUUCCCCGCCAUCUCCAAGAUGUUCGAGAUCGAAGAGGAGAAGCGCGAGAAGCAGCGGUUAGAGGUCGCAGCUGCGCUCAACGAAGAAAACAAGCAGAAAAAGGCCGAGAAGGCGAAGGCAGCGCAAGCCAAGAAACAAAAACAGAAGGACGCGGAGGCGAUGCAGGUCGCCGGCAAGCAAGGGCAGAAAGCUGGCAACGAAGAGAACUCGAAGAAGAACAGGAAGAACAAGAGGAAGUUGGAGCAGCAGGAACAGCAGCUACCGCCCACCCCUGCCCCUGCGCUCGACGAUGGUGAGCGGCCAAAGAGCACUUUUGAGGCAAGGAAUGCUAAGCCUGUUCAGCCUCAGUAUCAGCCCCAAUACCAAUCUCAGGCUCAACCUCAAACCAGUGACGAUGACGACAAUGACAACAGCAAUUUCAACGUCGAUGGCGGUAGCCAUACCGAGAUUCUAACAAUACCUGCCCUCCGCAACUCGAGCAAUUCCACCGUCAUCUUUUCAGCAGGAGCUGUUGAAACAGACGUAGAGAUGGAAGCAAGCAGUCCCAAGAAGAAGUGUAAGCUGAGUCCUGCGUGA